This is a messenger RNA of Schistosoma haematobium, 4931 nucleotides long. Its product is annotated as Cationic amino acid transporter 4. The coding region runs from base 997 to 2979 and encodes 660 amino acids. Gene Ontology annotation, biological process: amino acid transport; transmembrane transport. Gene Ontology annotation, cellular component: membrane. NCBI's taxonomy places the organism in Eukaryota, Metazoa, Platyhelminthes, Trematoda, Strigeidida, Schistosomatidae. The transcript has 11 exons. Gene Ontology annotation, molecular function: amino acid transmembrane transporter activity. The record is from RefSeq and is a predicted model, not a curated record.
UCCAAGACUAUGAUGCUUCCGUCUUAUAUAGCUACUGAAAUUUUAAAUAUAUAAAGAUUAUGACUUGUAUAUGUUAGGAAAAUAUAGCUAAUGAUUUAGGUAAAAAAAGGUUUUGAUGAAGUUUUCUUCUCUGAGCUGGGUGGUUUGGUCGUGGAGCUUUUAUCGUUCUUCUGAACGACAUCACCAGCACAAAAUCCACCACCUUAAAAAAGGUUACUAUUAACCGUAUAUAAACUUUCAUUAACUAAAUUUUCAUGACAGACAAAAAAUGAUACUGGAAACAUGGGUCGUAAAUUACAGAACGUUCAUAACCACUAGUCUAAUGAAUAAAUGGAUGUUUUAAAUAAAAAAUAUAUUUGUUUCGUAGCUCUUUGCUCCAUUGAAUAAUAUCCUGAAAAUACUCUAAAUCAUAAAUUGACUUCAUUUAUACAAUCAGAAAUUAGAUGUUUUGUCCUGGAGGAACAAGUUUAACAAGCUAGGUUCUACUAUCAUUACAGUAAGUGAUUUAAAUCAACCUAAAACUAUAUUUCUAAUGAUAAAAAAUAUAUGUACUUUCAAAGGUAUACAAAACAAGCCCGUUAAAAAUACCACAGACAAAACUUGUUUAUUGUCAUGUUUCAUACAAAAAAAAUAAUGAUUGAUAACAAUACGUACAAGGAAAUGUACAAGCACUCAGGUUCAUGUUCAUUUCUCUCCAACUAAAAAUCAAUACUUAAAAAGGCAUAUAAUAAUUUGCUUCAAGCACAUAUGAGGUCAAUAUGUAUAUAUACUCACUUAAAGUAAACAAGCUAUUGUUUCCAUUUCAUAUUAUCCAAUAAAAUUCCGACUUCAAAUACACCAAUGAAAAGGAAGGGACUGCUUUUAGGAAUAUUAAAGUUCAAUUUAUUCAGAUAAUGUCACAUAAACAUAUUACUGUGUAUAAAAAGUGGAUCAGAUACAUAUUAUUCCCUUAUAAACUCUUAUUAAUUUUCCAUCUAUCGUUGGCCAAAUAUAUUAAUGUCCGAUACAAAACAUAAAAAAUGUGAAUGUUGUGAGGAGUAUGGAAAUGCUGUGGCUUCCGGAUUGUUUCGUAAAAAGGAAAUAGGACGUGAUAUGAAAGAACUACUCAAAACUGGUUUAAACCGAUGUUUAACAACAUUAGAUUUAAUAGCAUAUGGAUUAGGAUCCAUGCUUGGCGGGAGUAUAUACGUACUAACAGGUGCUGUAAUGAAUAGACGAACUGGGCCUGCAGUAUUUUUGGCAUAUAUACUGGCUGGUUGCGUGGCGUUACUUAAUUCUCUAAACUAUUCUGAAUUAGCAUGUCGUAUACCAAAGGCUGGUUCUUCAUAUACAUACAUAUAUUUUAUCAUGGGUGAAUUUCCUGCUUUUAUAACUGGAUGGGCAAUACUACUCGAGUAUAUACUAGGUAUAUCACUUGUUGCAAGAUGUUGGAGUAGUAUGCUUGACAGUCUUGCAGACAAUCAUAUAAGUAAAUGGACAAUACACAGUGUUGGUAGAUUAUCUCAUCCAGGUGGUGUAUUAGCUGAACAUUAUGACUUUGUCGGUGUAUUGCUGAUUAUUAUAUUGUCGGCUAUAUCUUGUUGUGGAGUUCGUGGCAGUGCAAAAGUGACAGCAGUUUCAAUUUUUGUAAAUGUUGGUGUAUUAACAGUAACAUCAAUCUAUAUGUUUGUAUACAGCAAAACAGAAUAUUUAUAUAUCACUUCACCUAAUAUUACAGUAGAUAAAUUAUCGCCAAAUCCAAACUUUUUACCAUUUGGAAUACCAGGCUUAAUAGGUGGUACAGCAAUUUGUUUUAAUGUAUUCAUCGGUUUUGAUGCAAUAUCAACGUGUGCAGAAGAAGCUAAAAAUCCUAGUUACAGUCUACCUAGAGCAAAUAUUGUAGCCGUUAUAAUUGUAGCAAUUUUGACCACACUAUCUUCACUAGCACUAACUUUGUAUUACCCUUGGUUUCUUAUUAGUACCGAGAGUUCAUUUUUAAGUGCGUUAAAAGGUAAUACGCUAAAUGGUGGACCAGAAAAUGUACGAACUGGAAUGUUUUAUUUUGUUGGUGUUGGAUCAUUAAUUGGAUUAAUUGCCUGUUUAAUUACUUCAUUAGUUGCUGCACCAAGAAUUAGUUAUGCUAUGGCUCAAGAUGGUCUUAUUCCGACUAUUUGUUCUCAUCUUUGUCAACCUUUUAAAACACCUACCAUUUCAACAACAUUCGUCACAAUUAUAACAGCCUUACUAACAUUGAUUUUCAGUGUGGAUAGUUUAGCCGAUUUUAUGAGCUUAGGGACGUUAAUCGCUUAUUCCAUUACUGCAAUAGCUAUUAUAUGUAUACGUUACAGAAAACAAUCUGAUAGUCCACAAAUAUUGACUGAAACUGAUCAAAUAGAAACAGACAGCAUUGAAAAGGAUAAGCCUGUUAAACAAGUGGAACAUUUCAAAAAACGUAUUGAUAAACCAGGAUUUGUAAAAUAUCGUUAUGCUCGUUGUAUACCUAAUUGUAUAUUGAAGAUUUUCAAUUCCGGUUCACCUGGUGAUACAGUUGUUAUGAUCAUGGCUACUUAUAUCGUAUUAAAUGGUGUUUUAAUUAUGUGUUUGACAAUAGGAGCGAAACAUGAAUUAUGGCCAAUAUGGAGAAUUGUUUGUGUAGUGUUCAUUUUAGCAUUACUGAUAUCCUGUAUUGUAUUGAUGAGCAUUUUUAAACAAUUUGGACCACCUUACAAAGGUUUGUUUCAACUUCCCUAUGUUCCGUUCAUCCCAUGUGCAACGUUAACUAUAAACGUAUUUUUGAUCAGUGAGCUUUCAUGGGUUACCUGGAUAAGAUUUACUAUUUGGAUAGUAAUCGGUCUGAUACUUUAUUUUGGAUUUGGAGUAAUGAACACAUAUCGACUAUCUAAAGAUAAUGAAAGUGACAAUUCACAAACUUAUCUACAUGAUCCAGACGAUGACAAAGAAUUCGAUAAAACUUACAUAUCUACAAACAAGGCCACAUAAGACGUCCUUUAUGAAUAGAUGGUGAUCAAAAAACAGUUGGAUUCAAAUUUCUUGUAUUUUUCUUUUCAAACUUGUUUAUCUACUUAAUUCCUUUAUAUUUUACCACAAAUAUUAUGACUUCAACUGAAAUUACUCCUACCAUCUCAUUUGUAGAAACCAAGAAAUCGUCAUCCUCAGUACUCAAUGAUGAUAAAUAAUACUUAUAGCAAGGCAGUGAAUGAUACUUUGAAGUUUUGACUUAUCAAAAACCACAAUCUCUACAUUUUAUUUUACACAUACUACUAAAUUUCAUAGAACUAUGAUGGAUUGUAAAAAAAUUUCUUACUGCUUAUUUUUGUGAACAAAUUAUAAUUAAUGAAGAGGGAUAGAUAAACCAAAAUUCUCUGAGAUUAUGAACUAUAUUAUUUAUAUAAUCUAUAAAUAAAUAACAAAAAACUAUAUUCAGCUUCUAGUAUGUUAUAAAUUUUAUUUAUGCUGAAUCAAAUAUAUACAUGUAUAAUUCCAGAACAAUCGACACUUAGUUCUUUGCAAUCUCUUCAUUUGACUGCUCUUGCGAGGGAAACUAUGACAAAACGUCUAUACCCUGCAUGCGAGGUCGUGAAUGCACACUGCAGAAGAGUAUCACAAUAUGACACGGAGGUCAGAAAGUGCGUCCAGGUUUUCAUUGGUAUUCUGAAAUUGAUCAGUUUAUGAACUCAGUUAAAACGCGACAAUGUCCAUAACCCUAUACCGUGAACGAUGAUUAUUUCUCAGUCCAACAAAAAUGACGCAAACAGAUCCUCUGCUUCCCGAAUCAUUUAUUCACUUACUUCCCUAUAUACGCCCGUUAAUCCUUGAGGAGGAUCAUAGGAUUAUCAACAGCAUUCUCCAGCCAACUCUGCCCUGAACAAUGCUUUCAAGUUGUUUCCAAGUGCUGUUCAUCAUCCUCAUAUCUCCUUCCAAUUACCCACGCAGUUUGUCCCUUCGUCUUACUCCUUUCCGUUACACUUCACGAUUCGAAGUUAGCACUUGCCUAGUGAUGCAGGUUGAUUAUUUCCUCAAUGUGUGUCCUAUCCACCUCCAACAUCUUUCCCAAUUUCCUCCUCAGCUCAAACCUGGUUUGUUCUCUGCCACAGUACACUGUCGCUGGUGAUAGUCAGUCAACGGACAUUGAGUAUCUUACGUAGACAAUUGUUUAUAAAUACCUGUACCAUUUUGAUUAUGGUUGUAGUAGUUCUGGAAGAUUCAGCAGCGUACAGUAGAACUGUCUUGACGUUCUUAUUGAAGAUUGUGACUUUGAUAUUGGUUGAGAGGAAGUUGUUUUGAGUUGCAUAUGUUGUUCAACUGUAGGGAUGCUGUCCUUACUUUGCCAAUCCUUGUCUCUACGUGUGCAUCAGAUCCUCCACCACUUUCCAUCCCAUACACACAAACGAAUGCAGGUCAAAGCAAGUAGUGUAGUAGCAGCAGCAACCUCUGCAACGAUGGCGGAAGAAACAUACUCAAACACAACAUAGAGAACAACAAUACAAUCACACUUGAUGGAGAAGCUCUACAAUAUUUGUAAACAUUCAUGUGCCUGUCUGGACAGUAUCAUCGAUGAACGUGGAGGAUCUGAUGCACACGUAGAGACAAGGAUUGGCAAAGUAAGGACAGCAUCCCUACAGUUGAACAACAUAUGCAACUCAAAACAACUUCCUCUCAACCAAUAUCAAAGUCACAAUCUUCAAUAAGAACGUCAAGACAGUUCUACUGUACGCUGCUGAAUCUUCCAGAACUACUACAACCAUAAUCAAAAUGGUACAGGUAUUUAUAAACAAUUGUCUACGUAAGAUACUCAAUGUCCGUUGACUGACUAUCACCAGCGACAGUGUACUGUGGCAGAGAACAAACCAGGUUUGAGCUGAGGAGGAAAUUGGGAAAGAUGUUGGAGGUGGAUAGGACACACAUUGAGGAAAUAAUCAACCUGCAUCACU